Messenger RNA from Penicillium odoratum, 1137 nucleotides. RefSeq lists its product as uncharacterized. Gene Ontology annotation, biological process: dephosphorylation. NCBI's taxonomy places the organism in Eukaryota, Fungi, Ascomycota, Eurotiomycetes, Eurotiales, Aspergillaceae. Gene Ontology annotation, molecular function: phosphatase activity. The coding region runs from base 1 to 1137 and encodes 378 amino acids. The transcript has 2 exons. The record is from RefSeq and is a predicted model, not a curated record.
AUGAUGCAUGGAAUCAAUCCCGGCUGGAUGUUGGGCGUUGCCGGCCUUGCCUUAGGCAUGACACCCUUGGAUACUUUCUACCCUCCAACUCUGAAUGAGACAUCAUAUAUAUCCAACGCUUCAAUUGGAACAUACGGUGGUAUCUACAAGGCACCAACACAGGGUCCUACCGAGGGCACCCCUUAUGGAACAUAUGAUUAUUGUUCCAUGCCGCAUCCACGGGCUCAAGAAUACAAGCUACCCGGACCGGUCGCGAACGGCUCAGUCAAGGCAAAGCUUGUUUACCUUGAUGAAACUGGUCUUCAGCCUAUGCCCAUGUAUGCCCAAACCUACCAGGACUCGUCCAAUCCCUUUACUCCUGGUGUAAAUGGAACUUGCCAGUACCCCCAGAUCACGAUUGGUGGUGUUCAGGAUGGAUACCAGCAUGGCAAAGACCUCUGGAACGUCUACGGCAAGAAGCUCGGCUUGCUUCCAGAACGCCCCAAUGACCGCGUCUGGUUCCGGUCUAGUGAAUCCGCCUUGACUCAAGGCUCUGCGGGUGCGGUCCUACGUGGGGUUUGGCCUGAAUACGACGGGGCUUUGCCUUUGCACCAGAUGGUCUCGUCCGUUGAUACCGUCAAUGAAGGAUACUCUUGCAGCGCGAUCUCCUCGACUCUCGAUGAUUUGGAGUCUACGUCUGAGUGGAAGGAACAUCUGGCUGUGACGGAAACGUUGCGUUCAACGCUUGGCUCCAUGCUCGGUGCUACAUCUAGCUCGUGGCAGAGCACCUUUGACCACUUCUCUGACAAUUUCCAAGCACGACUCUGCAAUGGCUAUGACCUUCCAUGCAGCGUGACAAACUCAUCUGAAUGCGUCACCGAGGAAAUGGCCAAUGAGGUGUUCAGAGCUGGAGACUGGGAGUGGAAUUACUACUGGCGCACAAACCCAUAUGUCACCAAAUACAUCCAGGUUGUCGAGGGACUCUUUAUCGGAGAGAUCCUAGCUCGUCUCCAGGCCGUGGGUGACGGCAGUUCCUCGAUCGAUUACAGUCAUAUCUUUAUUCACGAUGGCGACCUUGGGCCAGUCUUAGGGUCUCUGGGGAUCAAUGCUCUUCGAUGGCCGGCCAUGGGAUCUAACAUAGCCUUUGAACUCUGGUGA